Molecule: messenger RNA, 1858 nt
Organism: Ictidomys tridecemlineatus (thirteen-lined ground squirrel)
Lineage: Eukaryota; Metazoa; Chordata; Mammalia; Rodentia; Sciuridae
Source: RefSeq, a predicted model, not a curated record
GGGGGAGUGGGUUUGGGUGAAUGCGCGCAGAUGUGGGUAUUGGUAGGGAUUGCAUCACCUGGCCGGCGCGACUGUAGAUCCCUUGAUCAGGGAUAUUGAUCAAGACAGAUUGGGGAAGGUUAGGAGGUCGGUCCCUGUGGGGGCGAUUUCCACAGGGACGCUAGGUAGGUUAGGUAGGUUCAGGUGUGCAGAUUUACACUCGCCGGUGGCUGGCCUCAGACGCCAACGGCGAGGUCGAGCUGGGGAACAAACCAGGAGAACAGCAGAGGAGGGGAAGGUGUCCGAACCGAGGGAAAAGAACAGAGGAUGUUUCAGGCCCAGAGCUGAUCGGCAGAGGCCAGAGAGGCAGCCCCAGUUUUUUCAUGGGUGGGGGUAGGGGAGGUGACUUUUUCUAUUGUCUCUAUUGGGCAGGGGAAAUAGAGGUGUUAUCCCGUGCAGUACACCUCCGUCUCCCCGUCCGUUUCCUGAUCCUUAGACUCUGGUUUCCAACUCCCUCGCUUUGCUCUUCAGUUGCAGGUUCGGAUCUUUGGGUACUCCAGGACCUGCUCUCCAGCCCCUGCUUCUGGACCUAUGGAUUCUCCAUCUAGUGUUUCUUCUUAUUCCUCCUCCUCUCUUUCUCCCUCUUUUUCCACCUCCCCAGUGAACGGUGAUUUUGGCUUCCCCUCCGAUAGUGAGAGGGAGAACAAGGGGUCCCAAGGGCCCAGGCCAGACACUGUUGGGCAGAGGGGAUGUUUCCGACCUAGCCCGGGUCCUAUCCGCUGUAGGCAUCGUUGCAAGGUUUCCAGUAACCAACAUACAGCAUCUCAUCUGGAACAGCGAGGCUUGACUUCUCCUAUGGCAGAAUCUGGGAUCAAAAGAUCAAGAGAUGGUGAAUUGGAAACCGUUGUAAACAUCCAGGGUUGUACCACGGAGGGAGACCUGCUCUUUGCUCAGAAGUGUAAAGAGCUCCAAGGAUUCAUUCGCCCCCUCACGGAUCUACUGAAUGGGCUGAAGAUGGGUCGUUUUGAGAGAGGAUUGAGCAGUUUCCAACAGAGUGUGGCAAUGGACAGGAUCCAGCGCAUUGUAGGUGUUUUGCAGAAGCCUCAGAUGGGGGAGCGUUAUCUAGGAACCCUGCUACAAGUAGAAGGGAUGUUGAAGACUUGGUUUCCUCAUAUAGCUGCCCAGAAGUCAUCACUGAGUGGUAGCAGGCACCAGAUGGCCAAGCAUUUUCCAAACCACCACAGUAAUGAAACUACUUCCUCUUCUGCUCCUCCUCUGGAAAAGAUGGGCCCGACACAGCUGGGACAUUUAGUUUUUAAACCAAAGCAGCCUUGGCACCUCACAGAAUGGCCAGCUAUGAACCUCACCUGGAUCCACACCACCCCUAUUUGCAACCCCCCUCUAAGUUCCCCGGGUACCGUAUCUUUUAGCCAUGAUCCUGUAGGCACUGGGACCAGCAUUGGUGUCAUCCUUUUCGUCCAGCAUGGAGUGCAGUCCUUCACCCACUCUGCUCCUGCCACUCCAGUUCCAUCCACUACAGCAUCUACUGGUGAUCCGAAGAGACUGUCUGGAGAGGGACCUCGUUGUCACAGUUUGCCAGUAACCCUGCCGACAGACUGGGACUGCACUGUGUCCUCUGCUGGUCUACCCACUAUGGCCAGUGAGAUGCACAAAGGACACCUAGAGGAGCAGCUGAAAAGCUGCCCUCCAGUUGUUUCUGAUGCCUGUCUCCUCAGCCCCUAACCCACCCAUGCAGUUGUCCUCUGUGAUCCCCAAUUUGUGUAAAUAUAUGUACAUAUAGAUUUUUUACUUUUAAUGUGUGUGUUUGUGUUUAGAGGAGAUAAAUCCUUUCUGAUUAAAUAAAUUAUUUACCUAAACA